Molecule: messenger RNA, 2059 nt
Organism: Rhodamnia argentea
Lineage: Eukaryota; Viridiplantae; Streptophyta; Magnoliopsida; Myrtales; Myrtaceae
Product: probable receptor-like protein kinase At1g11050
Exons: 1
Coding region: 51-1922 (623 amino acids)
Biological process (GO): protein phosphorylation
Molecular function (GO): protein kinase activity; ATP binding
Source: RefSeq, a predicted model, not a curated record
GAUCGGAACAGACUUGGGUUUUCUUCACGCCAUUAAUGUCCUGAGCCACCAUGGACAAGACCCUCUCUUUCUGCUCCUUCAUCCUGCUCCUCCUCGCCGUCCACGAUGCCCUCGCCCCUGUUGUUAUGUCCUCCUCAUCGUCGCCGUGUCCCAUCGACCUCGGGUACGUCGACACCUUCCCGUGGAACUCCUCCCUGUGCCUGUCCGGAUCGGACGGCUGUUGCCAGACCCUGCUCAGCCUCUUCGGCGUGGGGCUGGCUCAGUACCUCCGGGAGACCUCCAUGUUCCGCCUCCCGAACCUGACCGCCUCGUCCUCUUGCCUGUCCGAGUUCGGGACGAGGCUCGCCGCUCGGUCGGUCCCAGCGUCCUGGGUCCCGCUCUGCUUCAACAGCUCGGCCCGGUUCGUGGUCAACGCCUCGAGCUGCGACGGGAUCGCGUCCGUCCAGGACUGGACCGCCAGGGUCGGGCCGAUGAGCCCGCUCGAUACUUCUUGCAAGGGGGACUUGACCGGAACGAGGUGUAGUCAAUGCGUAGAAGCCGGACUGCAGGUGUCUUCGCGGUUGUCGAGUUUAGAUCCUAACUCCACGGACUGUUUCUACUUCACGGUUCUGUAUGCAGCCGGGAUCGUGAAUGAGCUCGGGCCAACAGAUGAGACGACGGCCAAUUGCAUCCUCGGUUUGCCAAUAUCCAGCACAGCAAAUAAAGAUUCUGAUCGUUCGAGCGAGAAGAACGUAUUGAAGUUGGUUGCAAUAUUCUUGGGUGCACUUAUGGGUGUUCUUCUCGCAAUUGCAGUCAUAGCCCUCCAUAGAAACAGGCAGCGAGAAAAGAAGCGAAACGCCCCGCACGAAGAAUUUAUCAACAGCUUCAGGAGCAGCGUGCUGCCAAACAGCGGAGCAAAAUGGUUCCGGAUCUCGGAGCUGGAGCGAGCCACGAACGGGUUUUCACAGGUAAACUUCAUCGGCCAAGGCACUCACGGAAUGGUGUAUAAAGGAACUCUCUCGGACGGAGCUACAGUCGCGGUGAAACAGAUGCUCGAUAUAGACACCGAGGGCGACGAAGAGUUCUCUAACGAGGUCGAGAUCAUAAGUAAGAUUAGGCAUCGGAAUCUUCUCUCUCUCAGAGGUUGCUGUGUUACCAGCGAUGACUUCCGGGGCAAAAGGAGGUAUCUGGUUUUUGACUACAUGUCCAGUGGAAGCCUGAGUGACAACUUGUCCAACUUUGGAUCAACAGGCAUGAAAAGGAAUGCACUAACUUGGCCACAGAGGAAGAAUAUAAUCUUAGAUGUGGCAAAAGGGCUUGCUUACUUGCACUAUGGAAUCAAACCAGCUAUCUAUCACAGAGACAUAAAGGCCACCAAUAUACUUCUUGACUCUGACAUGAAUGCCAGAGUGGCAGAUUUUGGGCUAGCCAAGCAAAGCAGAGAAGGGCAAUCUCAUCUCACGACCCGGGUCGCCGGGACAUACGGAUAUCUUGCACCGGAGUACGCUCUUUACGGGCAGCUGACUGAAAAGAGCGAUGUUUACAGCUUCGGGGUCGUGAUUCUCGAGGUUAUGAGCGGGAGGAAAGUGCUCGACACGUCGGAGCUGAACCCGGGACCUCUGUUGAUCACGGACUGGGUAUGGAUGCAGGUGAAAUCAGGAAACGUGGAAGAAAUUUUCGACGAGUCCAUAAGGGAAGAAGGGCCAAGAGGGGUCAUGGAGAGGUUUGUUCAUGUGGGGAUCCUAUGCGCUCAUGUGAUGGUGGCUCUCAGACCCACAAUUGCUGAGGCUUUGAAGAUGUUGGAAGGCGACACCGACAUACCUAGAUUGCCAGAUAGACCAUUGCCGCUGAGCCAUGAAUCGUUCCGAUCUUUUUCAAGCGUCACUUCAUCUGCACGGGAUGGAAGAAAGUCGAGCUCGAGCCGCGGACUAUUGAAUGUUUGAAUCAGGCGGCAAUCUAGAAGAUGAUUCAUAUACUUGGAAUUGUAAUCUGCAGCUACUAACCUCAUUCAGAUGUACAGGACAACAAGAAAUUGCAGUGAAUGACACUGCCAUCCCAAUUCAUUUUGGUUGCAUUUUCC